This is a messenger RNA of Sphaeramia orbicularis (orbiculate cardinalfish), 6442 nucleotides long. RefSeq names its product discs, large (Drosophila) homolog-associated protein 4a (gene dlgap4a). The transcript is spliced from 12 exons. The record is from RefSeq and is a predicted model, not a curated record. Lineage: Eukaryota; Metazoa; Chordata; Actinopteri; Kurtiformes; Apogonidae. Bases 466 to 3816 code for a protein of 1116 amino acids. Gene Ontology annotation, molecular function: molecular adaptor activity. Gene Ontology annotation, cellular component: glutamatergic synapse; postsynaptic specialization. Gene Ontology annotation, biological process: signaling.
CGCGGAGCUGACUGUUUGUCGUGGGCCCUCGGAUGCCCCCACCCCCACCUCUCUCAUCCCGCGUCUCGACGGACCAAACGCUGCAGCAGCAGCAGCAGCAUCACCGGCAGCCUCCAAACUGCGUUUUCCCUGCCGUCAUGGAUCCGUGUGUAAACCGGUGAGCUGCAGUCACAAAGGCAGAAGACCAAGAAGAAAUGACCGCAGCGAAAUUACGCCUCACAUCCUGAGGAUAAAAGGCAAACAUAGAUCUAGAAAUGUUCUAGGACCGUCUUGUUGUUUACCUUCCGACAGAUAAACAGCCGGGUGACAGUGAUAUUCCAUCCGUCAUGUAAGAGCUGGAUAACUAUUCCUGUGUGACCGACACCCAUCCGCAGCUCAUUACAAUGCAAUGAAAAGGAUCAGCCGUCCAGGUCUGUAGACCCUUACUGACUGAAAACAUGUUUUAAUAACAACACGUGUGCCACCAUGAAGGGGUUAGGAGCUAACCGCAGUCGCCACCUGUCUGACUCCUGUGAACCAUCGGGAUGCCCCCAGAAGCCUCUCUGUCCUUUGACUUCUGAUCCUCAUGGCUCCUUUCUAUUGAGCCCUACCAUAAACCACUAUGGCACCCUGGACCCCCAUCUUCAUCAGUGCCCUCCAACCAGCCCCACCACCUUGACCCCAGACUGUCUGUUGCCUUUCAGCCAGAUGUCUAACAGCAGCACCUUCCCUCGUCUCCACUUCACCUCCCAGACAGAGCAGAUUGACUGCUCCCAGGGCUGUUUGGCUGGUGGUGGUGGAGCUGGACUGGCUGGCAGGGGAGGCACAUUAUCCACCUCCUUGUCUAUGGGUAUGGGCUUAGGCUUGGGUCUUACUGGUGCUCCUAUGAUCACCAGUGGAUCAGCCACCAUCUCAUCUGCAGCAGCUGCCAAGAUGAAUCGGUUACCAUCCAACCUUUUGGAUCAACUAGAGAGGCACCUGCCGCUGCAGCGCGAUGGCUUCAGUACCCUGCAGUUCCACAGAGGACGUAUGUCUAAGCAACGCAGUGAAAGUCCAGGACGAAUUCGCCACCUGAUGCACUCUGUGCAAAAGCUUUUUGCUAAAUCUCAGUCCCUAGAAAACUCAGCAAUCAAAGGCAGCCUAAAUGGUCGUUCGACUGGUACGACAGGGGCUGGAGAGGAAGGUGGGAGACCAACUCGCAGGAGCAAGAGUAAAGACAGGGCUAAAACUGAAGGUCCAAAGCAGAGACUUAGGCCAAAUGCAUUGGGUCUGUGGAGCUCAGAUGAUGCCCUGGACACUGACACUACCAAAGCUGGCACUAUUGCUGUAGGUUACCGCAACCCACUGAGCAUGAUGACUCUUGGCAGAGCCGUGUCAGACAGCCAGGCUCCUCCCAGACAUAUCCCACAGGGCUACAACACCAUUUCUGCACAUACUCUCAAAACCUCGAAAAGCAGCAGUGACCUCAAGUUUCUGGCUUGCCCAGCAACACAGGUAGGAUCGAAGGAUGAACAAGGAAGAACUAGAGGAAGCAAGGAUGAUAUGUUGGUGAAGAGGGGCUCCUGGUCCACUCUCACUCUUAGCCAGGCCAGGCAGGUGUUACAGAAGGGCUCCGCUACAGUCAACAGGACACUGCUUAAAUCAAAGUCCUGCCACCAAGACCUGGCAAACCAGUUCCUUCAGGUAGGAGGACCAGUUCCUUUAGGGGACUGGGCAGGAACUUUGGGUCGGGGUCGGGCAAGAGGUACUGAGAUCCCAUGUCGAAGGAUGCGCAGUGGCAGCUAUGUUAAAGCAAUGGGAGAUCUGGAGGACAGCGAGGACUCAGAGGGAAGUCCCAAACCUUCCCCUAAAAGUGCCGCCCGGCGUCAGAGCUACCUGAAGGCCACACAACACUCCCUGAGUGAGCAGCAGCCGCCACCACCUCCAAGAAAGCCUCGUUGCUACGCUCUCAUGCGGGAGGAUUUUCUGUGGUCUCCGCUGCAGAGUGCAUGCUCUAUGCAGCAUCUGAGCACCCUCCCGUCGCUGAAGGAGCUGCCCACUAAUCGGAGCCUUGAUAACUUAGACUGCUUGGUGAGUCCCCUGGAGGCCCCUCCACGCCACAGGAAUAAUGAUUUCAGCCAAUGUUCCGGCACGCUGGGCAGAGUCUCAGGUAGUCAGCGUGUGAGUCUGCACACGUUCUUUCAGGUAUGCGGGCAGGGCUGUGGGCACUCAGUGCCCUACUGUGAGGGGGAAUCCCAGGCAGUGGAGGCUCUGGAUCUGCCUGCACCCACGUGCUUCCGGUCACGCAGUCACAGCUACCUGCGGGCCAUCCAGGCAGGCUGCUCCCAGGAUGAAGAUACAGCUUCUGUGGACUCAGAUUCACCACCACCCACCAUGACAAGCUACAAUACCACAGUCGGCAGUAGGAAGGCUCCUCCUCCUGUCCCACCUCGCACCACCUCGAAACCCCUCAUCUCAGUGACACUGCAGAGCAGCACCGAAUCAGCCCAAGACACAUACCUAGACCAGCAGGACCGUGGCAGUGAAGCCAACAGCCAGUCAGGACGCAGUAACUCCUCUGACAGUCUCUGUAGCAUCCGCACGGGCAGCUUGGUCAAAGGAACCCAGCCUCCAGCCGCUGCCCCAGCUGCUACUCCUGCACCAGCUGCAGGCUCUGCUGUGCCCCCUGUUCCAGCUCCUCGUGACCUCCCUUCCACUACCAGCGCAACCUCCACCACUGCCACCGCCACCACCACUACAUCCACAUCUACGCAGUCCCAAAAUGACACCCUGAGUGUCUGUGUCACCCUAGAGCAGGCUCCAACUGCACCGAAGAGGAAACUGUCUUCUAUUGGAAUUCAGGUGGAUUGUCUUCUGCCCAUCCCUAGGGAGGAACCACUACCCCUUACUGCACCUCUAAGAUUUCAGUCGAUUGGAGUUCAAGUUGAGAACGGCAGGCCUCUCAGCCGAGACAGCAGCAUGGCCUCCAGACAAAACACAGAGGCCGAGCCCCUGGACAUCGCACCCACAGAGAACAGCACACCCAACUGCACCAACGGUCAGAAAGUGAAUAGCGCCGCGCCCAAUGGACAGGACAAAGCCAUGGAGCCACAGCCUCUUAAACACACCUCAGCCUCAUCCAGGAUAUCCACCUCGUCCCCUGAGACUCUCGACCCGGCAUUGGACCCCUCCUCACUGCCGCCCCCAGAUCCAAGUCUGGAGACCGGAAACUGCAGCACACAGAAUGAUGCUGUUCAGUCCAGCACACCAGCUUGCCUCAGAGAUGGUAACUGGUUUCUGAAGCUGCUCCAGGCAGAAACGGGUCGCAUGGAGGGCUGGUGUCAACAGAUGGAGCAGGAGACCAAAGACAACAAGCUGUCAGAGGAGGUGUUGGGGACAAUUCGCAGUGCGGUUGGCAGUGCCCAGCUUCUUAUUUCACAGAAGUUUGAACAGUUCAGGGGGCUGUGCAAUGAGAAUUUGAACGUAAAUGCCAACCCCAGACCAACAGCACAGGAUCUGGCAGGGUUCUGGGAUCUGCUGCAACUCUCUAUAGAGGAUAUUAGCAUGAAGUUUGAUGAGCUCUACCAACUGAAAGCCAACAACUGGCAAAUCCCUGAGGAGUCACAAAAGAAGGAUGAAAACAAGCAGCUUCCAUCAUCUGUGCCAAAGAAGCAGUGUAAGCCCAAACUGUCAGCGGGGAAGGACAGGAGUGUGGACUCUGCUGUGGACAAGCAGCGGCAAGAAGCCAGAAAGCGUUUGAUGGCAGCAAAGCGUGCGGCAUCAGUGCGACAGAACUCAGCCACGGAAAGCGCCGACAGCAUCGAAAUCUACGUCCCCGAGGCCCAGACCCGCCUCUGAGAACAAACCAGCAGCGAUUAUUGAGAGAAAUCCUAACUCACUUCAGACUUUUCACUGACACAAACACUCAGAUCAGAGACGAACACACAGAAGUACAAUGGAUGCACAGAGGCCGAUCCCUCUUAGCAGCACAGCUGAUAACAAGAGUGUGGGGAUCAAAACAAUUCAGAAUAAUGCAGAUCAUCACUCUGCUGCCAUUGGACAGAAACAACCAGAUGUUUAAUACUAUUGUUAUUAUUGAUAUUAUAAUAAUUAUUAUCUCCUAAAAUAUAUCAAGACUGUCUUAAAUGUGCAAGUAUCUUGGAUAAGGACAUCCUGUACCUUGUGAGCUGAAGAAUCUUGGUAUCCCAGAAGUUUACUCUCCUAAUUUCCUUCACUGCUGAGUCUACCGGCAGUUGUUGCUGCCUGGUUUACAAGCUGAGCUACCAUCCACACACACUCAGGAUACACAUGCAGGUGUACUCACUGUCCACAGAGUCUUCCUGUUCUCCUGUUCUCUAUUUGUAUUAGGCUGCCACUCAUUGGGUGUGGUGUGUACGCUUUAAUGUGCAAGAAUUCUAAGAUGACGUUAAUGUACUCAGAGGUUAAAAAUGCAGAGAACCAGAGGAAGGCAGUAGCAUAUAUAUUAUAAAUAUCACACUAUUACAAUGUUCAUUUUGUAAAUGUUGUAUACCAGAUUAUUUGUUAGAAAGAGGUCAGUGUUCAGUACCAAGGUAGUUUUUUAUAGAUCGAGUACAUGUACUGUCAUGAAAUAUUAGCACUUGAUGCAAUCAUUCACUCCACUUCUCUCGCUUCCUCUCCUUUUCACAAACACACACUGCACAGUCUGUGUCUGUGAAUACUCAUUGUUAAAGUCUUAAAUUUGUUUAUUUUUGUGAAGGCAUGUGAGGAAUGACUGCGCAGCCAGUGAGCUUCAGUGGAAUGUAUGAAACGUACGCAUUUACAGCUCAUUCUGACUUGAUCACUGCACUUUUCCAUUCACCUCAGAUCAAGUUUGUCCACCUCUUUCACUGCAUCCUCAUGUGAUGUAGGGGACCAAGACAUUCUCCACUUUAUAUGGCAUUCCCAUUCAACCAGGCUGUGUGAUAGGGUGGGGGUUUACAUGCUACUGGAAAGGAAAUGGAAUAGCAAUAAUAAAAUGUAAUUUUAUCAUAACAAGCAAUGCAACAGGUACCAGGUCUUAAAUUAUUUUUCGCAGCCUUUUCCAGUAAGACCUCCUUUGACCUUCUUUGCAUGAAGGAUGAAUGUUAUUUCUUGUGCAAGAUGAUUAUCGUCAAAAUGACUAAAAUCUCAGGUUGAACAUGCAAAUAGUGAAAACCACUAUGGAUGGAUUAUUUAUUAUAGCUACAAGUGUUCCUCCAUAAGAAAAAGUUCACCUAAGGUUUUGGUGCAGUAAAGCACAGGUUUCAAAAGGUUAAUUAAUUUGAUCAAAUCACUUUAGGGAUCAACUGAUAAGGUUUUUCAUAACUGAUACUGAUCAUUAAUCACGGAGACAGAUAAAUAAAUUUUGCAAGUCAUACUUUUGUACUAAAAAUGAAAAAUGUGGUCAAAUUUUAGUGCAACUUGAACUCCUACACAAUAUUUUGUUGAAACUAUUUAAGUCUGAAAUAUUUCACUGUUACAUAUAGUCAGGUUUCACACUGACCUGGAGGGAUUUUAAAUAAGUACUAGUAACAAAAUACACAUUUUCUAACUGCAGUGUUGGUAGAUCUAUAACCAGUUAGAUGGUCUUACGAAUAGGAUCUUUUACUCUACAGAUUGGCAGCUGCAUCAGAGCCAAAGUAGCACAGUUUAAAAUGCAUUUAUUUUAUGGGAUAUUCUAUGAAAAAUGCUGAUAUUGUUAAUUGUAUGGUGUUGAAUGUAUCGGUCAAGGCCUGUAAUUGGUUGAUCCCUACUUCACUCCCCUUUCUGGAAGCCUGAACUCCCACCCGUGAUUGUUCAAAAUGAUUAACUGUGGUACAUUUUUAAUUUAAAUUAUAAUCUCACGCUAUGCUUUGUGAUAUCUGAAAUUAGGUCAACCUAAAAAUGGUUUGACUUCUUUAAUUAUGAUAAUUAAUGGUGCUGUGAGGGAUUUCAUAUUGUGCCAAUAAGGCAGUGAUCAACAUUUCAAUGUCAUUUGAUAAAUUUUUAUUUAAAGUGAAUUUUUUAUUUAAUCUGCUUGUGAUUAUAGCAGUCUGUGUGCUCAUUUUCAGCAAAGUUUUGUGUUUGAAUCAGUUCUCUAAGCUAUGCCUUGUCUCAGUCAGCCUCACGACACUUUCCUUAUGAGACUGGAAUAUUUGGUUUUCAGUUUUCUCAAACAGAAACACAAGUGCCAAGGGUACAUGAGUGUAACUGGGCAUAGCCGAUAACUCAUUAGUGUAGCUUGACAGUCACUAGUUUUAUCUGUUGUUUUUUUGUUUUUUUAAGUAAGAGCUGGCUCUCCCCCUACUGGUCAGUCCUUACACGACACUCCAGACAUCUUGAUCUGCUCCAUUUUGAAUCUUUAGUUUGCAAGAAAUGAAGUUGAACUGGGAAUGCUGACACAACACAGAGUUGUUGAUUUUCUUAUUCUCUUAUUUGUAUUACAUCAACAAUGGACAUGUACAUUUCAUUGUCCGAAGAAAUCAUUAAACAUCCCUUUGCUACA